GGGGGCGUCGGGAGCGCGCCACGAAGUUGUGUCCGGGACUCACUGCGGCGGACUCGGAGCGGGGCUGCGGGACUCCCCGCCGCGCCUCCCGCCGCAGUAAACUGUUUUCCCUACUGGUUCGGGUACAGGCCAACAAUCCUGCACCAGUAACUCCACUGCAGAUAUUUAGAAUUCUAGGGCAAAGAUUGGCAUGUUAUCAUGGAAGGACAGCAUAACCAUCCACAUCAUCUAGGGGACCAGAACAACCCUCUCUGCAAAGUGCCAGGGCCGGAAUAUCAGCAUGAUCCUCAACAGAGACAUUUGACGUCAUAUCCAUAUCGCUGCACCAUGGCUGAUUUUCAGAUAGAGAAAAAGAUUGGCCGUGGGCAAUUCAGUGAAGUCUACAAAGCAACUUGUCUUCUGGACAGAAAAACCGUGGCAUUAAAGAAAGUUCAGAUAUUUGAAAUGAUGGAUGCCAAGGCCAGACAGGAUUGCAUUAAAGAAAUUGACCUUUUGAAGCAACUGAACCACCCCAAUAUAAUUAAGUAUUUGGAUUCUUUUAUUGAAGACAAUGAACUGAACAUUGUCCUGGAACUGGCAGAUGCAGGUGAUCUCUCUCAGAUGAUUAAGUAUUUUAAAAAGCAGAAACGGUUAAUCCCGGAAAGGACGGUGUGGAAAUAUUUUGUGCAGUUAUGCAGUGCAGUCGAACACAUGCACUCCCGCAGGGUAAUGCACAGAGACAUAAAACCAGCCAAUGUGUUUAUAACAGCCACAGGAGUGGUGAAGCUGGGAGAUCUUGGAUUAGGUCGCUUUUUUAGUUCUAAAACCACUGCAGCACAUUCCUUAGUGGGAACUCCAUACUAUAUGUCCCCAGAAAGAAUACAUGAAAAUGGCUAUAACUUUAAAUCUGAUAUCUGGUCUUUGGGCUGUUUAUUGUAUGAGAUGGCAGCUCUUCAGAGUCCUUUCUAUGGAGAUAAAAUGAAUCUGUUUUCUCUUUGUCAAAAGAUAGAACAAUGUGACUACCCCCCCCUUCCAGCUGAACAUUAUUCUGAAAAGCUACGGGAACUGGUCAGCAUGUGCAUAUACCCUGAUCCAGAUCAGAGACCUGACGUUGGUUAUGUGCACCAAAUAGCAAAACAGUUGCACGUCUGGACCUCCAGCACUUGAAUCAUCUGCAGACGCUCCAAGAAAAGCCAUCACAGCGUAGUCUUACUUGAAUUUUUAUUUCUCAGAUGAAACCGACCGGUGCCUAGUCAAACUCAAGUGAGAGAGUUGAGCACUCCUAGCAAGAUGCUCCAUGAUUUCUGCAGGUUAUUGACAAGGACUCUUACCAGGUGGUCAUGCUUUAAAGUGAAGAUUCUAUGAGGUAUUGCAAGCAUUUUUUUUAAAAAGCCAAUAACAUGUUACAGAUGUAGAUCAUAUAAGGGUCCUUUCUUAAAACUGUUGUGUGUAAUCUAGAAUAGAUUAUAUUAACAGGGGUGUCUCAUUGAGCCUUUGGCACACCCCUUUAUCUUAACUGUAAUGUGAAAUAUUGAAAUAAUUCCUUCAGUGAAAUCACUUUAUACUAAUGUAAGAAUUGCAGUAGAUUUUGUGUAAUUUGUAUAACUGCUACUUUGCCUCUUCAGCACAUGGUUAAUAGCAAUUUCAGUUUUUAGUUCAUAUAUUUUUAAAGCGUUCAGCUAUGUGUUUUAUCCCCUCCUUUGCAAAAAUAGGAAGGGGGGACACUUGUUUGAAGUUUUUUUUAAUCUGAAAAUUUAGAGUGAAUAUUUUGCUGAUGCAUUUAUCUGUUAACUUGGUUAUAGACAAUGAGGUGAGUCUAGCAUAUACCUGAAAAGCAUUGCUUCUACAAGCAAUGUAUCUUUAUAAAUGUAUUUUCCCCUUUGGCAUUCAUCUUGUUAGGCUGAAAGUCUAUUAUAAAACCAGUGUUACUCUAAGCCAAUUCUAUUUUGGGGAAGAUACUUUUAUCAAAUCCAAUGGUACUUUAGCCAUUCAUAUAUAAAAUGUAAGGAAAGCAGUGUUUUAAAACCUUUCAACCAUAGUAACGAUAUUAUUUACAUUUAGCAUGAAAGACCAGUGCUUUGUGUAAUUUUAAAUAAGGUUCAGCCCAUACCUAUUUAACUGUGAAAGCUAAUUUAUAAAAUGUGAAUUUUUAUAAGAAACUCAAGCUGAUCUGAAGGAGACAUCUUGUUUAAAGACCUAAAAAUUUUCAGUCAACUAAAUUCAUUCAUUGAAUCAAUGAUUCGUUUCAUUAGUGACAAUGAAAAGUAUUCACUGCUUUAGAAACCAAACUUGCGGAUUCACGUUCAAGUGUUUCCAUUUCACCUAACUGUGCAGGGGACCUGUUGCAGUUAACAGUCUCAGAGGACAACAUCCAGGGGAACUAAACUUGUACUGUUAAGUGUUUCUUCUGUGUGAGGUAGAGUCCAUUGCUAUAAUGUAUGUUUGUGGGUGGCAGUUGUUCGUGUUUAAAUACAGCCUGUGACACCUUACUCUUUAAAAAAAAAUUUUUUUAAAGGCCUUAGUCUCUUGGAAAUAAAAUUAGGGUAAGAGGUUAAAUACAUGUAUAUGCUUUGAAUGGAUUUUUUAAACCUAAUUCUCACUACUUAAAGGAAAACUGUAGUGCCCACUUAAACUCCUUUCAACUGAAUUUCAAAAUAUUCAGCUAAGGUGUUAAACCUAAAGAUAUUCAUUGCUGUGAAUGAUGCUGGUAUCACUUAGAUGUAAGAUGCCAUUUUACUGAUACUUCCUGUUUGGAAGUACAGGAUAUUCAACUCGGCAUGAGAAAGGCCAGAAUGUUUCCUCCAUUCCCAAUGCUAACAUAUUCAGAAAUGAUCAAGAAGCCAGAUUUUUAUUAUAUUUAAAGGAAACCUGCAGUACAAAGGUGACAAUCUUUAUUAUAUUUAAACUAUAGUGGCAACUACACAUUCACAGACAUGGUUGUGCAAUGUCUCUGUUGGUGUAAUGUAGAAUAAAAGUUCUUUGACUGUCAAGAAGGCUCAAAUUACUUGAGUUUUGAUAAGUCUGGUCAUUUCCUUCCUACAUAAGAUCUAUUAGUGCUUAUAAGUAAAUGUAUUUUAAAAGGUAAAUUUUUGCAACUGUGCAUUUUUAGAUAAAUAAAAACAUGAUUUACAAAAUAAACAACUUCCUUUGUAAAAAAGCUAUCUUUGAGUUCAGUGUUAAGGAACACAAUGUUUUGUUGCAAAAUGACUGAGUCCAAGUCUAAAAGUGUUUAGAUCCCCCAAAAUCAGUUUCACUCUGUACAUCAAACUUGUAAGGAAAUAGACUAAAUCUCAGUUCUGCUGACAAAUUCUGCCUUCUAAAAACAAUGUUUAACCACUUUGCUGUUGUACAGAUUACAGGCUAUCCUGACUCUUGGUAAUGGGCUAAUUUUGGGGGGAAUACAAUGUAUAGCGGCGUUUUCUGUGUUAAAACAGGACAGAGAGAAGCCCCUGAACUUUGGGUAGUCAAAAUAGUGGUGGCAGGUUUUUCUGCUAGUCCUAAGUACAGGUAGCAGCUGAUUAAUGACAAUGGCGAUAUCCACUCAAGAGGGAAUGGCCCAACUAGCUGAACAUGUACUUCAGACCUCUGUGAAUUGUGACUCACUCAUAGUUUACAACAUGU
Gopherus evgoodei (Goodes thornscrub tortoise) is the source of this 3600-nucleotide messenger RNA. RefSeq names its product NIMA related kinase 6 (gene NEK6). Bases 199 to 1146 code for a protein of 315 amino acids. Gene Ontology annotation, biological process: protein phosphorylation. Lineage: Eukaryota; Metazoa; Chordata; Testudines; Testudinidae. Gene Ontology annotation, molecular function: ATP binding; protein kinase activity. The transcript is spliced from 11 exons. The record is from RefSeq and is a predicted model, not a curated record.